GUUACAAAGCAGAUUUCGGUAACAAUGUCUCUGCUCGUUCUGCUUCUUCAGCUUCUUUUGUCAUGGUCAAGGCCAAUAAUGGCGAUAUCAUCAACAGUGUCAGUGGCUAAACCCGGCUGCAAAGAUAAAUGUGGCACUAUCAGUGUUCCAUACCCUUUCGGCUUCGGAGAAGCAAACUGUUACAGAGAAAGCUUCGACCUUACCUGCAACAGCACAUCCUUCGACCCUCCCAAGCUGUUCCUAGGAACAAAUGGUACCGUGGAAGUUAUAGACAUAUCACCACUGGGCAGUUUGCGGGUCAGAAACUUUGUAGGUUACGAUUGUUACAAUCGUUCGGGGGGUCAUAGCCGGAACCGUCCUUGGAUGGAUCUGAAAAUGAAACCCUAUUCUUUCUCUGAUGUUCACAACAGAUUCACAUCCAUAGGCUGUGACAUCUAUACCUACAUAUCAGGUUCUAAGGGCCGCAACUUCACAAGCGGAUGCUCCAUGGUUUGCAGCGACCAACAGAGCUUGGUGAAUGGAUCUUGUUCAGGCAUCGGUUGUUGCCAGACAUCCAUCCCAAAGGGAUUCAAGGAGUACGAUGUCGAGGUCCAUAGCUUCCAUAACCACACCCGAGUCAUGGAUUACAAUCCAUGCAGCUAUGGUUUCUUGGUUGACGCCGAGUGGUACAAAUUCUCAGUAGGAGAUCUGUUCGGCUAUAUGGAUUUCUACAAUAGAAAUGAUGAAAAGGUUCCAGUGGUCCUUGAUUGGGCAAUUGAGAACUAUACCUGUGAAAAUGUUUCAAGAAGUGAUCCCUCUUAUGCAUGUGGUAAGAACAGCGAUUGCUAUAACUCCCCCAACGGUCUCGGAUAUCUCUGCAACUGUUCUCAAGGCUACCAUGGAAAUCCUUACCUGGAAGACGGAUGCCAAGAUGUAGACGAAUGUGCUGGUGCACAUAUGAAUGACUGCAAGAUGAUUUGCACUAAUACGCCUGGGAGUUACAACUGCUCCUGCCCUCCUGGUAUGGAAGGGGAUGGAAGAAAAACUGGAACGGGUUGCACUGCUCUUCCAUCUUCACUGAUGCAAAUCGCCUUAGGAACUGGUUUUGGGAUCUUGCUUCUACUAUUUCUUAGCUCCUGGUUAUACUGGGGAAUCCAGAAGAGAAAGCAGAACAAACGCAAAGAGAAAUUCUUUGAGCAAAAUGGUGGUUUUCUGCUGAGGCAACAACUUUCUUCACGUAAUGGAGGUGUAGAUGCUGCAAAGAUAUUUAGCGAGGAAGAUCUCAAAAGGGCAACCAACUAUUUUGAUGAGAGUCGAAUCCUAGGACGCGGUGGUUACGGUACAGUUUACAAAGGAAUUUUACCCAAUAAUAAGACAGUUGCCAUUAAGAAGUCCAAGAUAAUGGAUGAAAGCCAAGUUGAGCAAUUCAUCAAUGAGGUGAUCAUCCUUUCUCAAAUUAACCAUAAAAAUGUGGUGAAGCUUUUGGGUUGUUGUUUAGAGUCUGAAAUUCCAUUAUUGGUUUAUGAAUUUAUUACAAAUGGAACCUUAUUCCAACAUAUUCAUGAUGAGGAACACAAAUCUUCAAUUUCAUGGGACAAUCGUCUGAGGAUAGCUACAGAAACUGCAACAGCACUUGCCUAUCUGCACUCUGCGGCCUCUCCUCCUAUCAUUCAUAGAGAUAUUAAAUCUGCUAAUAUACUUUUGGAUGAUAAUUACAUGGCAAAGGUAUCAGAUUUUGGAGCUUCAAGGUUAGUACCAUUGGACCAAACUCAAUUCACAACGUUAGUACAGGGGACAUUGGGGUACCUAGACCCAGAAUAUUUUCAUACAAGCCAAUUGACAGACAAGAGUGAUGUUUAUAGCUUUGGUAUAGUUCUUGUGGAAUUACUAACUGGAAGAAAAGCACUCGAAUUUGAUAGACCUGAAAAAGAGAGGAACCUCGCUAUCCAUUUUAUUACUUCACUGAAAGAAGACAACGUUUUAGAGCUUUUGGAAGAUAGAGUGUUGCAUGAAGCCAGCAAGGAUCAAAUCCAAGAAGUCACAAACCUUGUAAAGAGAUGCCUAAGCGUGAAGGGAGAGGAAAGACCCACAAUGAAGGAAGUAGCAAUGGAACUAGAGGGGCGGAUCAGGAGCAUUGUUCAACAUCCAUGGGUAGAACCUAACCAUGAAGAUGCAGAGUAUUUGCUUGCUGAGCCAUCAAAUCCACAUAAUUGCAACACCACAGAAUACGAUAGUUUGAGGAAUCAUGUUGUUAUUUCAUUAGACAGUGGAUUUCCAGAAGAAUUCUUGCUGCGUUAUUUACUUCUCGGUGUCCUCGACUGGGCAAUAGAGAAGUAUACGUGUGAAAAUGUUCCGAGAAGCGACCCCUCUUAUGCUUGCCGGAAUAACAGCGAAUGCUUCAACUCUCCCAAUGGCCUCGGAUAUCUCUGCAAAUGUUCUCCUGGCUAUCACGGCAAUCCUUAUCUGGAUGACGGAUGCCAAGAUGUAAAUGAAUGCGCCGAUGAAGCUAAGAAUGAGUGCAAGGCUCCUUUAGCGAUUUGCACUAAUAUGCCUGGGAGUUAUACCUGCUCCUGCCCAUCAGGUUGGGAGGGAGACGGAAGAAAAAAUGGAACUGGUUGCACUGCCCUUCAAAAUAAGCGAUCUUCGGUGAUGCAAAUUGCCUUAGGAACUAGCUUUGGUGUCUUGCUUCUCCUAUUCAUUGGCUCUUGGUUAUACUGGGGAAUCCAAAAGAGGAAACAAACCAAACUCAAAGAAAAAUUCUUUCAACAAAAUGGAGGUAUUCUAUUGACACAAAAGCUCUCUUCACGGGAUGGAAAUGCAGAGAUGGCAAAGAUAUUUACAGAAGAAGAACUCAAAAAGGCAACCAACAACUAUGAUGAGAGUCGAAUCCUUGGUCGUGGUGGCUAUGGUAUAGUAUACAAAGGUUGUUUACCUAACAACAGGAUAGUUGCCAUCAAGAAGUCCAAAAUAAAAGAUGAAAGUCAAGUUGAACAAUUCAUCAAUGAGGUAGUUAUCCUCUCCCAAAUUAACCAUAAGAACGUAGUGAAGCUCUUGGGUUGUUGCCUAGAGUCCGAAGUUCCAAUGUUAGUAUACGAGUUCAUCACUAAUGGAACCUUAUCCCAUCAUAUUCAUGAUGAAGUGCAUAAAUCUUCAUUUUCAUGGGAGUAUCGUCUAAGAAUAGGUACAGAAACUGCAUUAGCAUUAGCCUAUUUGCACUCAGCAGCCUCACCUCCAAUCAUUCAUAGAGAUAUUAAAUCGGCCAAUAUACUAUUGGAUGAUAACUAUAUGGCAAAGGUGUCGGACUUUGGAGCUUCAAGAUUGGUUCCAUUGGAUCAAACUCAAUUUACCACACUGGUACAAGGGACAAUGGGGUACUUAGAUCCAGAAUAUUUUCAGACUAGUCAAUUAACAGAGAAGAGUGAUGUUUAUAGUUUUGGUGUAGUUCUUGUUGAAUUAUUAACCGGAAGAAAAGCACUCGAGUUUCAUAGACCUGAAAAAGAAAAGAAUUUAGCCACCUAUUUUAUUACUUGGAUGAAGGAAGGAAAUGUUUUGGAGAUUUUGGAGGAUAGAUUAUUGCAAGAAGCUAGCAAGGAUCAACUCCGACAAAUCACCAACCUUGCAAAGAGAUGUCUAAACAUGAAGGGAGAGGAAAGACCCACAAUGAAGGAAGUGGCAAUGGAACUAGAGGAGCUGAGGAUGCACAAAGAACAUCUAUCGUCUGAAAAUAAUGAUGAAGAAGCUAUCCAUUUGCUUAUUGGUGAGCCAUCAAAUUUGCAUAGUUGCAAAACUAGUGAACACCAUAGUAUAAGGGAUCAUGUGGUAAUUUCAUUAAACAGUGGACGAUGAUUGUUUAACUUUUCAAACUCCAUGGUCAUCUUCCUUGUUUAUAUUUUCAUAAGAAUUUCUGCUCUUUGU
This is a messenger RNA of Nelumbo nucifera (sacred lotus), 3894 nucleotides long. The record is from RefSeq and is a predicted model, not a curated record. Lineage: Eukaryota; Viridiplantae; Streptophyta; Magnoliopsida; Proteales; Nelumbonaceae.